Messenger RNA from Aspergillus fischeri NRRL 181, 2877 nucleotides. RefSeq lists its product as uncharacterized. The transcript is spliced from 5 exons. Bases 1 to 2877 code for a protein of 958 amino acids. NCBI's taxonomy places the organism in Eukaryota, Fungi, Ascomycota, Eurotiomycetes, Eurotiales, Aspergillaceae. The record is from RefSeq and is a predicted model, not a curated record.
AUGUUCUUGAAUCCUGCAUUCAAGGUCCUAGAUGGAGGUGAAGAUGACGACGGUGAUGACUUCGCCGUCCAGGUUCCCUGUCCCAAAGGAGCAACCUGCCUGGCUUCCUUCCUGGACCCAGCCAAGAAAUGGACUGUCGUGCUGGUGGGCGGCGAGGCGAUCACCGCGUUGACGUACAAGGAGUACCGAUCACCGCACGGGGGCCCUGGCACGGUAAUUGAUGAGCUGAAAAAGAUCACUGACCUCAAGGAUCUGCAUCUCUCGCAGACCGGUGAGAACCUCCGUCUCUGGUACACCACAGCGGCCGACGCGGUGCAUUACUACACCACCACGACCACGGCUCUCUCCAAGGGCGUGGUAAUCCCACUGCUGGCGAAAGGGCUAGGGGGCCGGAUCUCCAGUCUGCUGUCCAGUAGGCCAGCCGACGGGGGUAGCAGGCUUUUGGUCAGUAGUCUGCUGUCCGUGGAUGAGCAUGGAAACCUGUUGUUGCUGCAGCAGGACCCCAUCUCCCAGGCGUGGCAACAGUACCCGUUCUGGCAUGCCUCGGUGGAGACUGUGACUCCAGUGACCGGAAUCAUGGUCCGCCUGCAUGCGACAGUGGUGAAUGACGGCGAUGGGGAUUCCGCAGACCUCCUCCCGGGCUGCUGGCUGCGCGUCAGCUGUUCCGGCGUGGUUCGGUGCAUUAUUAACGGCUGUCAUACCACUCUUUCGCCAACGGCGGAGUGGCACCAAACUGAUGCCAAGGGGGUGUUGAAUAUCCUCCUGCAGACCGACGAUGCGACAAUUCACAAGUUCGCGGUCGAUGUCUAUCGUCCGGCGCGAGCACCAUCGAAGCCGAUGGCUACAGCGGCGGAAAGAAACCUGAUCGACCCGGUCCUGGAUCCGUCUCAAAAGGUGCUUCCUCGAAUCGAGGGAGUCAAAACACCGGACGAUGUCCAGAACCUGAAAAAGCCUGAUGGAAGCCCGUUGUUUGCAAAGCAGCUCGACCCUGAAGAUGCAAAAGGAGCGGUGACCGCAUUCAAGCAGUUAGUGGCCAGUGCGAAGGAUCUUAAUAACAAGGAUAAGGAUCGAGCGCAGGCGUAUCACGCAACCGUCGUUGCCCCAGAGAACCCCAACAAUUCCCCAGAUAUUCUCGUCCCUUUUGGGUUCUGGUCAGAUGUGGGGGACGCUUUCAACGGAAUGUGGCAUUGGCUGGGCGAUGUUGCCGACACUGUCUGGCACUGGAGUUGUGACCUUGUCGAUGGUGCGUGGAAGUUCAUCGUCCAUAUUGGCGAGGAGAUCUACGAGAUCACCCUGACGACCAUCACAUCAAUCGUGAAAGGCGUCAUCUGGGUCUUCAAAAAGAUCGGUGCUGUGAUUAAAGAUAUUAUUGAAUUCAUCAAUAUUCUGGCUACAACGGACAGUGUCGUCGCAGGGUUCAACGCCGCAUUAGAUUACGGAGAGGAGUUACUCACUGGAGCUGACCUCAACGUGCAUAAGUGGUUGGAGAAUAUUCGCACCACUAUCCUGCAAAAUCUCACUGAUCUCCAAGCCAAUGACUAUGAGCAAGCGCGGGUCGGCACGGAGAAGAAUGCAUCACAUCAGGAUGCCGCGGCCACAAAUGACGGGGGCGGCAACGUGGACCAGGGUGACGACGACGAAAUCAAGGCUGGAGUGACCUAUAACUGGUCCACGUACUGUUUCACCUAUGGUGGGGGACCGACAAAUGCGGUGUUGCACGACGAGACCACUCUCGUGGCGGCGGACAGCACCGAAGACCAGCUGGUGAAGCUGUGGGACGAUGUCCAAGACGAGGUCAAGAUCAUCAUGAGGACUCUGAUGGACGUGGCCAAGGACCUAGUUGAGUUUUUCAACCCCGCCAGCUUCAGCGUGCGGGAUGUGGUCAAUAAGCUGGAAAGCGACCUGAUCAACGGGAUGAUCGAUGCCUUGGAGCAGUUAGCUGACAUCCUGUUCGAUGCCCUGAAGCUGGGCAUCGGCAUGAUCCGCGAUCUGGCUACCAAAGAGGUCGAUAUUCCCGUGGUUACGUGGCUGUGGAAAAACGUGAUCGCCCGCGGACGACCCUUGACACUGCUGAAUUUCUGCGCACUGUUAAUCGCCAUUCCCACCACGGUGCUGUAUAAAGCCAAGAAGAAGUGUGCGCCCCCGAAGUUGCACGGGAGGUUGACGAAGAGCACCUUUGCCCAGUAUGUUCAGGGUCAGGGAGACGCAUCGCUCGCGUCGGAUAUCCUGGGGUUCAGUCGUGCCGCGGGGUCAAGCGUGGUCCUAGUGGGGGGCGAGUUCGACAUGCUUUCGCUGGGGGUCGAUGGCGUCUUCGAGGGGAUUGGGCUGGAAACAGUUCCGAUUGGACCUAUCGACAGUUUGAUGAAUGUGUUGGAUUCGGCGUCGCUCACCUUCGAAACCGUGGGAGGAUUCUCGACCUGGCCAGUCGGGGAAACCCCGGCCGCUUUAUCUGGAGUGACCACCACCGCGCUGGGCACCAGGGAUGCUAUCAAAUAUGCGGGGUGGGUCCUCGCAGGGGCUGAUCUCUUCGCCGGCACAGUCGUUAAGAUCGUGGGCAAGAAGAAGAACUUGGAACGACCGGUGAUCAAACGAUGGAAGGGAACAAUCAGUGCUGUCCUGUCGGUUCCAACCCUCUGUCUUUCCCUGACGGGAGAUAUAAUGGAUGCCAGUCAAGACAGCAAAAAGGAAGUCCUAAUUGUGGAUGGAUUCAUAGAAACAGUAGCCUCGUUUGGUGCAACUUGGGGAAAAUCGGUGGCAAGGUGGAACGACGAGUUCGAGAAUGAACUCAUGUAUAUGGGGUUGGCCGUCUACCAGUUUUGUACCCUGGUCAAUUAUGGCUUGAAGAUGGCUGAUUUUGUGGUUGAAGAACUGGACUGA